Dreissena polymorpha is the source of this 1933-nucleotide messenger RNA. RefSeq lists its product as uncharacterized. The transcript has 6 exons. Bases 187 to 1269 code for a protein of 360 amino acids. Lineage: Eukaryota; Metazoa; Mollusca; Bivalvia; Myida; Dreissenidae. The record is from RefSeq and is a predicted model, not a curated record.
UAAAGCUUACAUUAGUAUUCGAUUUGUUUCUUUGGAACAGGAAGAUGUGCGAGGGUUUUGCGAUAAUAAAUAUUCUCGUAAAGCUAUCAAUCCAAGAACAGGAAGUUUGUUACAUAAACAUCAAAGCAUAGCCUCUGUCUGCUCGAACCUUCUUAGUAGUGUUUGCGAAACUAACACGCCAGCAUCAUGAACAGAAAAGCGAACACUUCGGAACUGACCCUUUAUGGUCGAGGAAGGAUCAAUGGAGAUAAUAUUUCCCAGCAUGGACAAGAAGAGGAAGGCGAAAAACCUAUGGAAACUGAUACAGUCUGUCAAGAGGGCCCUAAUCUGUCAAAUAAUAGGCAAAUUGCUCAACAAAAUGAUAAGAAUGUUGGAAGUAAUUCUAAUCCGCAAAAUACUGGACAGCCUACUAGAACAGAACAAAAAAGUUAUAUUGACCGAGCAAUUUUAAACGAGUUUGAUCCGGUUCAACCAGACCAUCGUGACCAUGACCACCAUGGUCAUCAUUGUCACCAUGGUAACCAUCACCAACACGGACAGCAUGGCCACCCUGGCGACAAUGACCCUCAUGGCCUGUUUACCAACCAAGGACAGCAAAGCAUGGCGAUGAAACAGAUGCAGCGGGCCGCAGAAGCGAGCAAGCAGAUGUUAUAUGGUGUAUACGGAAAUGUUGUAUCCAUACUGGAAGAGUACGAGGCAAGGACGCAAAAGAUGAAUGCUGAAAGAUCGAAAAUAGAAUUACCUGACCAGUCCCGAAAAACAGUCGAAGAUGUUCAAAGCAUUGUUCAGACGCAGCUGCUGUUGUUUGAAACUCAGCAAAGAGCAUGUCCAAAGGAUGUAAGCGCGAGUGUCAGCAAGGAACUGAGAAAGAAGACGAUUCACUGGGCGGCUGUUCGGGCAGAACAUAAUAUGGAAGUCUGUGACACUGACAAAUACAUCUGUCAACUUUACGAAGUUCUGGUGAAGGGGAAGACUAAACAUGAAAUUCUUGAUAGACUCAGGGAUCCCGUCUCCCCCGAGACCAUCAGGGACAAUUUUCAGCAUAUCCUGAAAGGGAAACACGAUGCAUCGGAGAUUGACAAGCAAUUCAAAACAGAUGACACGAAGAAGGCGGUUAGCCCACAAACACGCCGUUCUGAGCAGGACGAUGCCCUUCGAUUGGGUGCAACUCGAAUGUCGCAAAUCAUGCCUGAACUUGUAGAGGUUCUUGACGAUGAUCUGGAGGAAUUCGGGGCCGAUGGGCCACAGACAACCAGCGAACUAAGAUAAUCUUCAAGAUUUACAUUUCAUUUGUGCCAUUACUUAACUAAAUGAAUCCAUUAGUAAGUUUAAGGUAUAAUUGACACAUUUUCAAAUGGCAGAAGUAUUUCGUAUAUUGGUGAAUUAUCCGAUACGCUAAAUAAUCUAAUACAUGCAUAUAAUGUUAUGUGUUGUUCUUCUUUUCAACACAAAAUACAUUUAUAUAUAACCUUCAUAGACACAUAGGACACAACAUUCUGAGAAAGAAAAACAAUGUAUCCACUUCGUAGAUAAAUUAUUAUUAUAAACUAUGUAAUAAUGUUUUACAAAAUAUUGUUUUUAACAUAACGUUCACUGUAUGAUAAAACAUCAUGGACAUUAGAGUAUGUUACUGGAAAUGUAAACAAAUAUAAUGAAUUAUAAUUUCGCUAGCCCUUGAAGUAUUCUUUAAACAUUUACACAUUAAAUCGAUAUACAUGGAUUGUUUUACAAACUAUCUGAAAAGGCGUUAAUGAUGGGAUUUGGGCAUGCUUAUUGUUCGUAUUGUUAUUUUAUUUGUGAAUAUCUUUUGCUAAUAAUACUUUAUUGUUGUCCUUUGCUCCAAUUUUUUUUAUUUUAUUAAAAUAAUACUCUUGAUAUAUACUCAGCGACACUGUAUUGGGUAGUUUAAUAUAUGUACACUUUUGAAUAGUAU